Molecule: messenger RNA, 1195 nt
Organism: Suncus etruscus (white-toothed pygmy shrew)
Lineage: Eukaryota; Metazoa; Chordata; Mammalia; Eulipotyphla; Soricidae
Gene: SYNE4
Product: spectrin repeat containing nuclear envelope family member 4
Exons: 8
Biological process (GO): establishment of epithelial cell apical/basal polarity
Cellular component (GO): nuclear envelope; meiotic nuclear membrane microtubule tethering complex; nuclear outer membrane
Source: RefSeq, a predicted model, not a curated record
AUGGCCCUGACUCCACUGCUGACCCCUAGACUCCCCUCAGACACCCACCCCCCUGGAGCUCCUAGAGAAGUGGAAAUUGCUGCCAUCAGGCCAGAACAGGCCUCAGAACUGGGGGAGGACUCCUUGGACUCUUCAGAGCGUUUCCUAGGCAGUCUAAGGGGUGCUGAAUCUGCUGCUGAGUCCUCCACAUUGCCAACACCUGCCCCUGAGGAUCGAGUUGGGCGGAAGCACCCUGAGUGCCCCAUUUCUAGCAGGGAGGUACUGGACGUUGAGCAAGACAAUCUGCACCUUUGUCUGUUGGGGCUCAGCCUUCGGCUGCAGGACUUGGAGCGGGGCAUGGGGCGCUGGGCAUCGGCACAGAGCAGGAUCGUCCAACUGCAGGCCCUGCAGGCAGAUCUGCGCGGAGCAGCAGAGCGUGUGGAUGCCUUGGUGGCAUUUGGAGAGAGGCUGGCACAGAGGAGUGAACCGCAGGCCCGGGCAUCCUUAGAGCAGAUCCUGAGGGCGCUGGGAACCCACCGGGACAGCAUCUUCUGGCGACUGUGGCAGCUGCAGGCUCAGCUGGUAUUCGAGGAGGCUGACACACUGGACCAGGACUUAGAAGUGGAGGGAGACUCAGACAGACCAGGACCUGGUGGGAUCUGGGGCCCUUGGGCACCCAGCAGCCUCCCCAGUCCUGCAGAGCUGGAGUGGGAUCCAGCAGGGGAUGUGGGUGGCAUUGGCCCUCUGGCACGAAGGAUGGCCUGGACUCCAGGAGCCCCCUGUGAGCUGUGUGGCUAUUGGCGUCCCCAAAGCAGGGGUCAAGGCCUUGAGGUGAGAGAAGCUGAUACCUCUCUUGCCCCAUAGGACCUGCUCAUGUCAGGCCUUAGCCGUCGAAAACACUUAGCAGGACAUCAGAGACACUCCCUGCUCCAGAAAAAUCAGGCCAAGAAGCGGCAUGCACCUCCCAGGCUCCAGGAGAUGAUGCUGACAGCAGCGCCAGGGACCCCAGCUCCUGCAAUCUGGUGGCCCCUGACCUUCUUCAUCCUCCUUCUCUUCCUUCUCCUGAUGGGGGCCACAGUGCUGCUGCCCAUGUCAGGGGACCCCUGCUGCUCGUCUAGCCAGCUGGCCAGGACACCUUACCUGGUGCUCAGCUAUGUCAAUGGGCCUCCCCCACUCUAAGGCCCAAGCAGACGUGUAAUAAAGAUUCACUGCUAUU